Messenger RNA from Labrus mixtus (cuckoo wrasse), 2149 nucleotides. RefSeq names its product RAB3A interacting protein (rabin3)-like 1 (gene rab3il1). The record is from RefSeq and is a predicted model, not a curated record. Gene Ontology annotation, molecular function: guanyl-nucleotide exchange factor activity. Bases 290 to 1087 code for a protein of 265 amino acids. Gene Ontology annotation, cellular component: Golgi to plasma membrane transport vesicle. The transcript is spliced from 9 exons. Gene Ontology annotation, biological process: exocytosis. NCBI's taxonomy places the organism in Eukaryota, Metazoa, Chordata, Actinopteri, Labriformes, Labridae.
GGUAGAUCUGGAUCCAGAGCCAGACUCCAGGGUGGAGGUAGGAGGUCAGGCCCGGCCCAGCUCGGGCAGAGAUCAUGGCAACCUCUCCCGGCUCCGUAGCUCCUCGCUGGAGAUCAAAGAGAAAGAAAUCCGAGAAAAGGGCUCAGAGAUCCUUAGGGAACAGCUGGACGCUGCAAAGAAGGAACUGAAACUAAAGGACAGAGAGUGUGAGCGUCUUGCUCAGGUCAGAAUUCAGCUGGAGCAGGAGCUGGAGGAGCUGACAGCCAGUCUGUUUGAGGAAGCUCACAAGAUGGUGAAUGAAGCGAAUGUCAAACAAGCUGGAGCAGAGAAGCAGUUAAAGGAGGCUCAGGGAAAGAUUGAUGUUCUACAAGCAGAGGUGACGGCGCUUAAGACUCUGGUAUUGACGUCCACACCUUCUUCACCGAACCGCCAACUGCAUCCACAGCUGCAGUCUCCAGGAACCAGGGGAGCCCACAAACAUGUUGGCGGUCACAUCCGUAACAAGAGCGCGAGCGGCGCGUUUCCACCUUCGUCUGGAAAACCAGAACCUUCCUCAGUUUCCAUUCCGCAUGCGACCAAAGAGGACCGAGAGAUGGACUCAAUUCUGUACGCCGAGUUCUUGAUGUGGAAGGAAAAGUCAAGUCUAGACCGUUCCUCUGCCUUCUUGAGUCGCAUCUACAGAGAGGACAUCGGACCCUGCCUCUCCUUCACAAGAUCUGAGCUGUCGCAGCUUGUGCAGAGUGCAGUGGAAAACAACUUGCUGACCAUCGAGCCUGUGGCCAUGUCAGCGUUACCGAUGGUGAAAGCCUCAGCUGUUGAGUGUGGAGGCCCUAAAAAAUGUGCGUUGAGUGGCAUGUCGCGCCUGUGCCGACACCGCAUUAAACUUGGAGACAAGGGGAGCUACUAUUACAUUUCCCCUUCCAGUCGAGCACGGAUCACGGCUGUUUGCAAUUUCUUUACUUAUAUCCGCUACAUCCAGCAGGGCUUGGUGAGACAUGACGCGGAGCAGAUGUUCUGGGAGGUGAUGCGUCUCCGUAGAGAGAUGACUGUGGCAAAGUUAGGUUUCUACCCCACAGACCAGGGCUAGAGGACACUGAUCAUUCCACUAAAACACCAUGCAAGACUUGUGAGCCUGUGUUUAACUGGUAACAAGCAGGUCGAGGAUCAUUUUUCGCCGCAGAGGUUGUAGAGAGCAGGAGAGGCCAAUCAACAAGGGAAGCAGACAAUGUUGUGUACCACUAUUAUGCAAUAAGACAAAGAAUGUAACCAGCACAGACUAUAGUUCAGCCCUUGUGUGAGCUUCUGCCAAUGAAAGGAGAAUUGUUUCUGCUUUGGAGUUCCUACAACUUGUCGAGGUUAAAAACAGAUUCUGUGUAUCAUUUUACCAGGCAAAAAUGAGCACAAUGAAAAGUUGAAGCAGUGCAGAGUUUCUUACCUCAAAUAUUACAUAUUUUAAGAAUUAUGUAAUGCAUUGAUUGUUGUUAUUCAUGUGGCUUCCUCAGAAUAAUUAAUGGAUGUGUUUUUUUUUUAAAUUUUACACUAAUGCUCAGUAACAUUACGUAGUUACUUUUUUGACUUGACUUUUUGUCUCAGCAUGGCCUUAACAUCGUUGAUGCAUUGUUGCACUUCCUCUUCUAGAUGCCUUGUAAAAAAAACAAAAAAUGAAACCGAUGCAGCCUCUCGCAAGAAACCGCUUCACGUUAGCCCGACCUGUGCUUAAUAAUCGGAUGUAUGAUUAAUGAAAUGGUAAUGACACCACACCUCCCUGUUCAAUAUGGUUUCACAGUAAGUCAGAAAAAGAACAAGCUUUAACACAAGUGAUGCAAUACACACAACAGUUGCCAUUGUAUUUUUGCAUGUCUGCAGAACAGUAUGUAUUUACAAUAAAAGCCAUAAAUGACUUUGCAUGAAUGCAGUAAAUAGCCAUAAUUAUGCAAUGUAUUUUGAUUGUACCUCAUAGUGUAGAUUAAUUACAGACCCCCCCCCCCCCCCCCCCCCCCCCCACAAACAGUUUCUUGAAGGUAAAAAUGAAGGCUUUACAGAAAGUGCAAUAUCUGCUUCUUAGCCCUCUUUUUUGGGGCCUUGGGGAUCCUGACCCCAGAGUACUGGUGAAUAAAUGUGUCUCUGGUGUAAACACUCCAUUAAAGAC